CACACGAGGUCUACAGCCAAGAAGAAGAGGAGGUCUCUUAGGAGGAUAAGCACACCAUCCUUCCAGAAGCGGAGGAGGAGGCCUUCUCCCCAGGCCCUGGGGAAUAUUGUGGGCUGCAGAAUUUCUCACGAAUGGAAGGAAGGUGAUGAGCCCAUCACCCAAUGGAAGGCCAUCAUUCUAGAUCAACUGCCAAUAAAUCCCUCUCUCUAUCUGGUCAAGUAUGAUGGAAUUGAGUGUGUCUACAGACUGGAACUUCACAGCGAUGAGAGGAUUUUAAAGCUUAAGGUCUUGACUCCCAAAGUAGUGUUUCCUCAAGUGAAAGACGCCCAUCUCGCAAGGGUCAUGGUUGGCCAAGCUGUGGAGCAUAAAUUUGAGGGCAAACAUGGCUCUAAGGACAACUGGAGGGGGGUGGUCCUAGCCCAGGUGCCGAUCAUGAAGGGCAGGUUUUACAUCACCUACGAGAAAGAUUCAGUCCUAUACAUCUACCAGCUCCUGGAUGAUUACACAGAAGGUAACCUCCGUAUCAUUCCAGAGACUCCUCCAGCAGAGGUGAAGUCAGACAUUGACAGCGACAUCUUAACAGGUCAUUGUGUGCAGUUCACCAGAAGCGACGGGUCCAAACAGAUCGGCAAAGUCAUUUACAAAGUUCUAGCCAAGCCUUCCAUGUACUUCAUAAAGUUUGAUGUUGACGUCCACAUCUACAUUUAUAAUCUGGUAGAAAAGAUCUGUUAAGGUGAAAUUAACAAAGUGUGGGGGACGUAGAUGGGUAAUUUAUAGGAUUGGGGGGAAAAUGUUUGUUUUUCUGGUCAGAUACACAAGGGCCUUUGACAACCCCAGUAUCUUUUCCAGUGGAAUUUGUUUUUGCUCUAAAAAUUAAAAUGUGCGACGUGACGUGUUGUGUGUGAACACU
This is a messenger RNA of Rattus norvegicus (Norway rat), 910 nucleotides long. Its product is annotated as Y-linked testis-specific protein 1-like. The record is from RefSeq and is a predicted model, not a curated record. Lineage: Eukaryota; Metazoa; Chordata; Mammalia; Rodentia; Muridae.